This is a messenger RNA of Pochonia chlamydosporia 170, 1539 nucleotides long. Its product is annotated as ankyrin repeats (3 copies) domain-containing protein. Gene Ontology annotation, cellular component: cytoplasm. The coding region runs from base 1 to 1539 and encodes 512 amino acids. The record is from RefSeq and is a predicted model, not a curated record. The transcript has a single exon. Gene Ontology annotation, molecular function: protein binding. Lineage: Eukaryota; Fungi; Ascomycota; Sordariomycetes; Hypocreales; Clavicipitaceae.
AUGAGCCGACUGUCCCAAAGAGGAAAUGGAAAUGCGGAGAAAAGUCGAGCAAAUGUCAAAAUCACUUCAGCCAUCCAACUUCAACCUUUCACUUCACUCGAGCGCGCGGCGUCGGAUGCAGCACCAGUCGACGACACCAUUACAUCCACCCUGAUAAAAAGCCAUGUCAGUACAAAAACUGCGAUGGAGCUGGCCAGCCUGCCGACAGAGCUGCUGAUGCACAUCACCAAGGCGCUGGACCGGGACUGCGACAUCAACGCCUUCUGCCGCGUCAGCCGUGGGUUUUACAACCUCAUCGUGGACUAUCUCUACCGACACAAUGCCACGGCUCAGCAUGGAGAGGCCAGUGCGAUACUAUGGGCCGCCAAGCAUGGCCAACGUUCGACGGCUGAGAUGGCCCUGCAGGCUGGCGUGGACAUCAACACACCGCAGGACAACGCUGGCACGCUGCCCCUUGUUGAGGCGACUCGUGUGGGCAACGCCGCGCUCGUGAGAUUGUUCUUGGAGAGGGGAGCGCAUUCUAAUGUACUGCAUGGAAGGGCGGGCACUAUCCUUCACACGGCGGCAGCUCGAUGGGAUAUGAAGACGGCGACGGCGUUGCUCGAGUAUAGCGCAAAUGUACAGGUACAGCGGCUCGACAAUGGGGAGACGCCACUACACACGGCUAUUAAUUCGGGGGCCAUUAUGACCGGCGGACCUACCGAGAUGAUCAAGUUACUCUUGGAUCACGGUGCAGACGUCGCAGGGACAGACUUUGUCGGCGCAACGCCACUACAUUGUGCGGCGGCAUGCGGCAACAUCGCAGCGAUUCACACCCUUCUCGACUAUGGAGCCGGCUCUCUUCUGUCAACUCGGGGUUCUCAUAUUGAAACGCCGCUACAUUCUGCUGUUCGAGCCAGGAAUGAAGAAGCAGCCAAGGUUCUCAUAGAAAGCGGUGCUGACAUUGAAGCCACAGACCGUCGGGGGCUGACCGUUAUCUGGCACGCCAUCAAGUUUAAAUGUACUGGCACUCUGGAAAUUCUGCUGCACAAGGGCGCCAAUACCAACUGUCGAGAUUCAGUCGGCAAUGCUCCUCUCAUAUCGGCCAUCACAGGUGGCAACUUGGCUGCUGUCAAGGCCCUUCUCACCUAUGACGCCGGCCUAAAGACCGAUCCAGCCCUGGGAGCUAGAGCCAUACUCCUAGCAACGAUGGAGGGGCGUGCCGACAUGAUACAGAUGCUGGUUGAUGCAGGAGUCGACAUUCACGGCGGGCCAACACCAGCUCUCCAUGGCGCAGUUCUGGCGGGACAUGAUGAAGUUAUCCACGUUCUACUACGCAACGGUGCAGAUGUGAAUGGUACAGAUGAAGAGAACCACACGGCGCUGCAUUGGGCUGCUCUUCAUGGUUGCUCUUCGGCUGCAGAGAUACUGUUUGCGAAUGGGGCGGAUCCAAUGAUUCGGGCGGAUGAUGGGGGGACACCUGUUGAUUUUGCGGAACGAGGAGGAGACAUGUGCUAUGAUGUGUAUCGUCUUAUCAUACGGUACCUUCAAGGUAAUUGA